AUGUUAAUGCCGUCUCCGACCUUGCUCCAGCUCCACCACUACUCCGGCAGCUACCGGGAUGCACCGAUUUUAGCAUUGCCACUAAACCCCAACGCUCCUGCCUUCCAUGGACGACGCAGAACUGGUACCUCAACAUUAGAGCCGAACAAUGCAGCUGUUGCAUCUAGCGAUGUGGACGAUAACCGUCCCAUGCGUUGUUACUAUCAGAACGUGCGAGGAUUACGGACAAAGGUAGACCCGUUCUUUUUGGCUGCUAGCGACUGCGACUACGAUGUUGUUGUGUUGACCGAGACAUGGCUGGACGAAUGUUUGUACAGUGCGCAACUGUUCGGCAAUGGCUUUGCUGUCCAUCGCACCGAUCGUAACCCCUUGAACAGUAGAAAAACCCGUGGCGGGGGUGUUCUGAUCGCUGUUUCAACUCGAUGGAACAGUUAUAUCGAUCCAACGCCUGUGUCCAAUGCUAUAGAGCAGCUAUGGGUCAGAAUCGCUACGCCUCGUCGAGUUGUGAGUGUGGGUGUCAUCUAUUUGCCCCCGGAUCGACGUAACGAUAUUAACAGCAUUCAUGAGCACGUGGACCCUAUCGGUGCUGUUUUCUCCAACUUGGACCUCAGUGACUAUGCUCUGCAGUUUGGGGACUAUAAUCAACCUCAGCUCCGGUGGUGCAAGUCGAGCGACGGGUCUUUCCAGGUCGACUCCCUAAUGGUUUUAUCUGCUGCCAGCUCUACACUUAUCGACGGUUUUGCCCUACAUGGAUUGAUGCAAGUCAAUGGUAUUGCCAACAAAAAUGCAAGAUUUCUUGAUUUAGUCUUGAGUAACGAGGCCGCAACGCCAGUCUGCACCGUUUCGGAAGCAAUUGAGCCUUUGAUCACUCUCGACGCAGACCAUCCUGCUUUGGACGUCCUGUUGAAUCUCCCAACGCCGAUCAUUUUUGAGUCUGCCUUCGGGAAUGAUGGUACACCGGACUUUCGCCGAGCUGAUCAUGAUGGAAUCAGAUCCGCUAUCUCUCCCGUUGACUGGCAGACAAUAAACUCUGCUACAUGUAUUGACGACGCCGUCGAUUAUUUCCAGCGAACAAUCGUAAAUCUAAUUAGUGAAUUUGUACCCGACACCCACCCGCCUUUAAAACCUCCUUGGUCGAACAAUCGCCUACGCAGACUAAAACGGCUGAGGGCUAGAGCUCUACGAAGAUACUGCCGGAAUCGUUCUCACCUUACAAAACAGGAAUUCAACCGUGCGAGCAUCUCUGUGCAGGAAUCCAAAGCGAUUUUGGCAUUUCGUAAAUUCCAAGAAAAAGAGGCUGGUCUGCCAAUGUCGGUUCACCUUGGGGAACAAGUUGCUAACUCUGAACUUGAGAAGUGCGAUCUUUUCGUCCAAUACUUUAGGAAUUCGUUCAACGAACGUUCUGCCUCACCUGCACAAGUCGCCAUUGCCAUCAACGACUGUCCUAGUGAUACUUUUGAGUUCCGUCCAUUUCACAUUAGUGAACAAAUCGUAAUGUCUGCACUCCAAAAGUGA
Molecule: messenger RNA, 1515 nt
Organism: Sabethes cyaneus
Lineage: Eukaryota; Metazoa; Arthropoda; Insecta; Diptera; Culicidae
Exons: 3
Coding region: 1-1515 (504 amino acids)
Source: RefSeq, a predicted model, not a curated record